Molecule: messenger RNA, 2189 nt
Organism: Lentinula edodes (shiitake mushroom)
Lineage: Eukaryota; Fungi; Basidiomycota; Agaricomycetes; Agaricales; Omphalotaceae
Product: MFS general substrate transporter
Exons: 14
Coding region: 331-1905 (524 amino acids)
Biological process (GO): transmembrane transport
Cellular component (GO): membrane
Molecular function (GO): transmembrane transporter activity
Source: RefSeq, a predicted model, not a curated record
GUACAUACUACACCCUCAGUUUGUUCUCAUUAAUCGUUUGCUCUUUUUUUUUCUGGGCUCUUUGCUCCACCUAUGCCAGUAAAUUUCAUGCAGGGUCUGGUUAAUCAUAGGCCACCAAAUAUAUCUAUGCAAGUCCAUCAUUCGCAUCUUGAGUUUUCCCUUUGAUUUUGAAUGGAGAUUCACGGGAUCUGGUAGUUUCCUCUCACUGUCAACCAUCAGCUUUUAUACUCCACAUGAAUUCAAGAUGAAGUCCGUACUGGAGCGGACCUUCCUUGUCUCCCCCCUUUCAUAUUCUUCUGUUUCCUCUUCUCCAUCGUUGGCUCAGUAACCAUGAAUGACAUUGAAAAAGAAUCAAGUUCCCCAGAACUCGUAUACAGCACUGAGGACUUCACUGUCGCUGCGCAAGAAGAUGGCGUAUCCGCCGCAUAUGAAGCAAAGAGUCGGCUUAUCAACGAGCACCUCCAGAACGAAAUUGGUUUCGGACGUUAUCAGCUUCAGUUGUUUAUGUUGACCGGGUUGGGUUGGGCUGCUGAUAAUAUUUGGCUUCAGGGUGUAGCUAUCAUCCUUCCCCAAAUUCAAUUAGAGCUUCACCCUGUCAGAGUCGAAUUUACGACCCUCUCUCUAUAUGUCGGUCUCAUCUUGGGAGCAAGUACAUGGGGCAUCCUUGCCGACUUGAUAGGUCGUCGUCUGUCGUUCAACAUCACUUUGUUUAUUGCCGGCGUUUUUGGGGUAGCAGCAGGUGGCGCAAAUAACUUUACAACCCUUGCUGCGUUGGUCGCUUGUACGGGUUUUGGCGUGGGUGGAAACUUGCCUGUUGAUGGUGCUAUAUUCCUGGAAUUCAUACCCCAGUCGCACCAGUGGCUUCUGACGCUCCUGUCAGCCUGGUGGGCCCUUGGCCAGCUAUUCGCUUCGUUGGUCGCUUGGCCAUUGAUCGGGAACUUCUCGUGUACUUCAGCCGAUGAUUGCCCGAAGUCUAGCAAUAUGGGUUGGCGUUACACCUUAGGAGGAGUAACCCUUAUCAUGUGGAUCCUUCGAUAUAUUGUGUUCGACCUUCAAGAGUCACCGAAAUAUCUUAUCAGUAAGGGCCAGGAUGAAAAGGCUAUCAAGGUUUUGGAACACAUUGCUCGUGUAAAUGGGAGAACGAUCACUCUUACAGUUGAGAGUUUGCGAAUCGUAUCAGGAACCCAAGAUGCUACCUCAACUCCGUUGACUACUCGGCAGCUUAUCAAACAAUCUUUCUCGUCAUUCUCCCUGUCGCAUGUCACUCCUCUAUUUUCCACAAGACGGCUAGCAAUCAACACCACCAUUACCAUUCUACUAUGGGGAUUAAUCGGGCUAGCAUACCCUCUGUUCAAUGGGUUCAUCACCUUAUACCUCACCACACAAGUCCCUUCUGAUUCAAGCGUCUCCACGACAUAUCGAAACUAUAGUAUUAUAUCUGUAUUGGGAGUGCCAGGAUCUAUCAUCGCAUGCCUUGUUGUCGAUUGGACCCGAAAGAACAAAUCAGCAUUCGCGAUGGGAGGUCGAAAAGUUACUAUGGCGGUCUCCACGGCACUCACAGGUGUUUUCUUGUUCUUAUUCACGACGAGUAAAACAACGGCCGCUGUGUUGGGAUACUCCUGUGCUUCUGGAUUAACUCAGUUAAUGUAUGGCGUCCUUUAUGCUUACACCCCCGAAGUUUUCCCUGCACCUCACCGAGGCACUGGCGAUGCAUUAUGUUCUGCCUUUAAUCGGAUUACUGGCAUCCUCGCCCCGGUCAUCAAAAUUGUGACCACGACUGCAGCUGGGACGGCAGCCAACGAUGCCGCUAAUGGGCCUAUAUUUGUCUCUGCAUCCUUGUUCCUGGUCGCAGCUAUGUUGAUGCUCUUCUUGCCUAUCGAGACUGCUGGGAAAGCUGCCUUGUGAAACGCCUUCGGACACGAAAGUCUUCUAUUCAUGUUUCCAAAUAAUCACGACUCCGAGGGAAUCAAGCACUUUUUGUUGCUUAACUACAUGAAUUGUACACCUUGUUUUCUAUAGUUGAAAUUUCGUACCUUAUGCCUGCAUGCGAAAAGUAAUGGUUUCAGAAUUCGACGCUUUGUAUAUAGUUUCGCCAGAGAUUAUCCGUAGUUCUUAAACAGGUGGAGAAUAUGAAUCGUGAGUUCUAAGAGGAAGGUGAUUCAUAUCUUGGUGAUCAACACUAGUGUAUC